Molecule: messenger RNA, 1871 nt
Organism: Brassica napus (rape)
Lineage: Eukaryota; Viridiplantae; Streptophyta; Magnoliopsida; Brassicales; Brassicaceae
Product: UPF0481 protein At3g47200-like
Exons: 1
Coding region: 447-1871 (474 amino acids)
Source: RefSeq, a predicted model, not a curated record
GAAAGUUGUCGACGGGAUGUUGGGUCCAGAGCGGGUACGCUACCUCGCUGCGAGAGGUCGCUUUGGUACAAAGCGGGUGUCAUACCUCGCUCCAGUGGGUCGCUCUACACUCCAAUCGUCUAGGGCUGGUGCAUUAGGUCACUUCAGAACCUCGCUCCAAAUCCCAUUUUGCUAAGAUGAUCAUUUCCUUAAGAACCCAAAUGUCUCUAAAUACCUCCAAAAACUCCAAAGGAUGCUCCAACACCUAAUAAAGACUUAUGUAUGCAAUAUAGAACCUAAAGAUGCCUAAAUAUUAAUCUAAAUGAUUCAACAUAUGCAAGAAUAAAUGACUAAAACAAUGCAAAUAUACAAGAUAUCAUAUUUUCGUCUUAAAUGUACAGCACAACUAUAUACCAUACCAUAUAACAUUUUCUAGUCAAGGAAAACAAAUCAAAAACUAGAUAUACAUGAAUUCUUCUAGCCAAACCCCUGGAAGAGGCACAACAAUCUUCGGGACAGAAGACGAUUCCUCUUGCUGCAUCAUUCAAAUUGAAAACCCUAUAUAUUCUCCUAAACGUCUUAAGAAAUCAGCCGGUGGUCAGUCUUGUUGCAUUUUCAGAAUCCCUCACACUCUCUUCCAAGUCAAUGAAACAGCCUACAAACCGAAGAUUGUCUCAAUCGGUCCUUACCACCAUUGUGAUGGUGAAGUUGAUAAAGAUCAUCUUCAGAUGAUCCAGGAGCACAAACAAAGAUAUCUUGCUUUCUUUUUGUCCAAGACAAAUCAAAAGGAUGUGCAUAUGACGCAUUUACGCGAAGCAGUAUCGGUGAUGGAAAAGAGGAUCAGAGGUUCAUACUCCGAGGAUCUAAAGUUUGAUCGAGAAAAGCUGAUUGAUAUGAUGGUUCUUGACGGUUGCUUCAUCCUCACGUUGCUCAUUGUAGUUUCAAAGAAGAGUACUUGGCGAAUAAAUUACGCUGAUGACCCUAUUUUCACGUUGAGGUGGAUUCUACCAACUCUUAGAAGUGAUCUACUCCUUGAAAAUCAGGUUCCAUUUUUUGUUCUUCAAGAUCUCCUUAAGACGUCAAGGUUAUUUCCUUCAUCUAACCUAAACGAGAUGAUCUUUGCAUUCUUUAGCUACUCAAUAAGAAGACCAAAAGAAUUUUGGGAAGAAAGAAAGAAUCUUGAUGCAAGUCAUCUUCUAGAUCUCAUCCGCAAAACUUUUAUACCUAAUCAAAUGCAGCAAACAGAAGAAAAAAUAUACAACAAUAUAUUUUGUUGUUCAAGUGAAAACACAUGUUUCAGUAGAUUGAGUCAUACCAAAAAGAAUGUUCAAGCGGAGACACCAAGUUUGAUUGGCUCAGCUAAAAAACUUCAGCUCCGAGGAAUACAAUUUAACCAAAAAGGAAAAUUUGAGACACCUCUUGACAUAACUUUAAAGAGCGGUGUGCUUGAAAUACCAAAACUAACAUUUGAUGACUUUUUCAGCUCUCUUUUGAUCAACUGUGUGGCUUUUGAGCAGUUUAGUAUGAGAUGCUCCACAGAAAUGACAAGCUAUGUUACUUUCAUGGGCUGCCUCAUAAACACUGAAGAGGAUGCAACGUUCUUAAGCGAGAAAGGGAUCAUAGAUAACUACUUUGGGACUGGAGAACAAGUAUCUUUGUUCUUCAAGAACACUGGCAAAAACGUUGCGUUUUCCAUAUCAAAGAGUUUUUUGUCAAAUGUGUUCGAGGGGGUGAACGAGCACACUUCACAAGGAUGCCACGUACAAUGGGCAGGAUUCAAGUACACAUACUUUAAAAGUCCGUGGGCAUGUUGUGCUGCUUUGAUACUUCUUGUGCUUACCAUGUUCCAAGCUUUCUUCACGGCCUAUCCUUAUUUUCGUCCUCCCAAGUAA